This is a messenger RNA of Gorilla gorilla gorilla (western lowland gorilla), 2443 nucleotides long. RefSeq names its product solute carrier family 5 member 12 (gene SLC5A12). Lineage: Eukaryota; Metazoa; Chordata; Mammalia; Primates; Hominidae. Gene Ontology annotation, biological process: transmembrane transport; sodium ion transport. Gene Ontology annotation, cellular component: extracellular exosome; membrane. The record is from RefSeq and is a predicted model, not a curated record. The coding region runs from base 301 to 2157 and encodes 618 amino acids. Gene Ontology annotation, molecular function: symporter activity; lactate transmembrane transporter activity. The transcript has 15 exons.
UCUCUGUGGCAUAUGCCUUAGGAGAGGAGCAGACAGAUCUUAGCUAGGGUCAGAUUUCAAAUUCUCAUCUCUUGGUGCCAAUACCACCACCAAAUUCUUCUUUGAAGUCAACUUUUGAGAUCUUCACUAAGUACACGUUGGUGUCUGAAGAUUCACACGAGUGCCUCUGGUAAUCAUUUUCUUCAGGGAAUCACAGUCUCUCCUCUCAGCAAAGCAUCCACUGUACUGAACUUUGCUUUUGGAAACAUCUUCUUCCUGAGACCUCGUUGAAAGAAACUCUCUGGUGUCAUACUUUCCAAUAUGGAGGUGAAGAACUUUGCAAUUUGGGAUUAUGUUGUAUUUGCAGCCCUCUUUUUCAUUUCCUCUGGAAUUGGGGUGUUCUUUGCCAUUAAGGAGAGAAAAAAGGCAACUUCCCGAGAGUUCCUGGUUGGGGGAAGGCAAAUGAGCUUUGGCCCUGUCGGCUUGUCUCUGACAGCCAGCUUCAUGUCAGCUGUCACGGUCCUGGGGACCCCUUCUGAAGUCUACCGCUUUGGGGCAUCCUUCCUAGUCUUCUUCAUUGCUUACCUAUUUGUCAUCCUCUUAACAUCAGAGCUCUUUCUCCCUGUGUUCUACAGAUCUGGUAUCACCAGCACUUAUGAGUACUUACAACUACGAUUCAACAAACCAGUUCGCUAUGCUGCCACAGUCAUCUACAUUGUACAGACAAUUCUCUACACAGGAGUGGUGGUGUAUGCUCCUGCCCUGGCACUCAAUCAAGUGACUGGGUUUGAUCUCUGGGGCUCUGUGUUUGCAACAGGAAUUGUUUGCACAUUCUACUGUACCCUGGGAGGAUUAAAAGCAGUGGUGUGGACAGAUGCAUUUCAGAUGGUUGUCAUGAUUGUGGGCUUCUUAACGGUUCUCAUUCAAGGAUCAACUCAUGCUGGGGGAUUCCACAAUGUAUUAGAGCAAUCAACAAAUGGAUCUCGACUACAUAUAUUUGACUUUGAUGUAGAUCCUCUCAGGCGACACACUUUUUGGACUAUCACAGUGGGAGGAACUUUUACUUGGCUCGGAAUCUAUGGGGUCAAUCAAUCAACUAUUCAGCGAUGCAUCUCUUGCAAAACAGAAAAGCAUGCUAAGCUUGCCUUGUAUUUUAACUUGCUGGGUCUCUGGAUCAUUCUGGUGUGUGCUGUCUUCUCUGGCUUAAUCAUGUACUCUCACUUUAAAGACUGUGACCCUUGGACUUCUGGCAUCAUCUCAGCACCAGACCAGCUGAUGCCGUACUUUGUCAUGGAGAUAUUUGCCACAAUGCCAGGACUGCCAGGACUUUUUGUGGCUUGUGCCUUCAGUGGAACUCUGAGCACCGUGGCUUCCAGCAUCAAUGCCUUGGCAACAGUGACCUUUGAGGAUUUUGUCAAGAGUUGUUUUCCUCAUCUCUCCGACAAGCUGAGCACCUGGAUCAGUAAAGGCUUAUGUCUCUUAUUUGGCGUGAUGUGUACCUCUAUGGCUGUGGCUGCAUCUGUCAUGGGAGGUGUUGUGCAGGCUUCCCUCAGCAUUCACGGCAUGUGUGGAGGACCAAUGCUGGGCUUAUUCUCCCUGGGAAUCGUGUUCCCUUUUGUGAACUGGAAGGGUGCACUAGGAGGUCUUCUUACUGGAAUCACCUUGUCAUUUUGGGUGGCCAUUGGGGCCUUCAUUUACCCUGCACCAGCCUCUAAGACAUGGCCUUUGCCUCUAUCAACAGACCAAUGUGUCAAAUCAAAUGUGACAGCAACAGGGCCUCCAGUGCUAUCCAGCAGACCUGGAAUAGCUGAUACCUGGUACUCGAUCUCCUACCUUUACUACAGUGCAGUGGGCUGCUUAGGAUGCAUUGCUGCUGGAGUAAUCAUCAGCCUCAUAACAGGUCGCCAAAGAGGUGAGGAUAUUCAACCACUGUUAAUUAGACCAGUUUGUAAUUUAUUUUGCUUUUGGUCUAAGAAGUACAAAACACUAUGCUGGUGCGGAGUUCAGCAUGACAGUGGGACAGAGCAGGAAAACCUUGAGAAUGGAAGUGCCCGGAAACAGGGGGCUGAAUCUGUCUUACAGAAUGGACUCAGGAGAGAAAGCCUGGUACAUGUUCCAGGCUAUGAUCCUAAGGACAAAAGCUACAACAAUAUGGCAUUUGAGACUACCCAUUUCUAAGGCAAUACCUGUAUGAAUGCACACACACACACACGCGCACAAUAUACACACACACACACACACACAAACUCCACAUACUUCUUGCCUACUUGUUAGUAGAUAUGUAUAGUUGCCAUUGCUAGAAGACAGGGAUGUCUGGUGCCUAUUUCUACUUAUUUAUAACUACAUGCAAAACGACUGUUUCUUGGGAUAUUCUUUGAAAGACUCCAACUUUCACAGAGAAAAACCAACCUGCUCCAAAUGCCCUUGACUACUUCCUUCAUGAAUAAAUUAGGACUGGAUUUUA